Messenger RNA from Chelonoidis abingdonii (Abingdon island giant tortoise), 2052 nucleotides. The record is from RefSeq and is a predicted model, not a curated record. NCBI's taxonomy places the organism in Eukaryota, Metazoa, Chordata, Testudines, Testudinidae.
AUGAUAACGAUAGCGGAAAUCCCUAGAAAGGGACUCUUGGAGACUGAGGACUUUGAGUCGGUGGUGGUGUCUGCUGCAGCCUCCAGGCCAUCAGAAACCUUUGAAAUGCUUAUCAGACAGGCUGAGAAUUAUACAAGCAUACUUUUCUGCAACACAUACAGAAACAUGGCUGUCGAGGCUGCUACGGCCGUUCAAGAGUUUUUUACGGAUGUGGGACUCUUUGUAUUUGGCAUAGACAUUAGUACAGAAGAACUGGUGAACAGAUUUUUUGACACCCUGUUCCCACUAGUCUAUAAUCAUCUGAUUAAUCCUGGUCUGACUGACAUUUCACUGGAAUAUUCAGAAUGCAUUCGAAUGUCACAAAGAGAUAUCAGUCCUUUUGGUAAUGUUCCAAAAGUAGUCAUGGGACAAAUGGGGAGAUCAUUGUUAUCCACUCGUACUUUCUUGCAGGCCCUCAAUUUAGGGAUUGAAGUGAUCAAUACAACAGAUCAUUUGCAGUUCUCUAAAGACUGUAGCAGAGCCUUACUACGAAUGCAAUAUUGCCCCCACUGCCAAGGAAUGACUUUAAGUAAGCCAUGUAUGGGGUACUGCCUGAAUGUAAUUAGAGGCUGCUUGGCUAACAUGGCAGAAAUUGACCUUCACUGGCGGAGAUAUAUUCAGUCAUUGGAAGAGUUAUCCAGUACAAUGCAUGGGACAUAUGACAUUGAGCACGUACUUCUGAACUUUCACUCACUUGUUAAUGAUGCUCUGACACACGCUAGUAUCAAUGGACCAAAAGUAACUGAACAGGUAAACAAGAUAUGUGGUCAUCCUGUGAGAGAGCCAACAUUGUCCCCGGGUUAUUCUGAUCAGAACAAAGAUAAUCAACGGAUGAAGAUGUCUGCAAGAGACAAUGAAGAAACACUGGCCAACAGAAGAAAAGAAUUUAUGAAAAGUCUACGGCUGUACAAGACAUUCUAUGGAGGCCUGGCUGAUCAGCUGUGUAUCAAUGAGUUAGCAGCUGCUGAUGGGCUAGCAUGUUGGAAUGGUGAAGAUGUUGUUAAAAGCUAUACCCACCGUGUGGUUGGCAAUGGAAUCAAAGCUCAGUCUGCGAAUCCAGAAGUAAAAGUGAAAGGAACAGAUCCUGUUAUAAAUCAAAUUAUUGAUAAACUGAAACACAUUAUCCAGCGAUUACAGGGCAAAUCAUUUCCUAAACAUGAGAAGUGGGGUCUACUACAAAUGGGAAGUGGUGGAAGUAUGGAUGAACAAGUCAGUGGAGACUGUGAUGAUGAGGAUGGUUGUGGAGGAUCAGGAAGCGGGGAAGUGAAGAGAAUUCUGCAAUUUACUGACUGGAUGCCAGACAAGACAAACCUCAGUGACGUAAAGCAAAUCCAUCAAACAGAUGGUGGCAGCACUUUAGACACAACUGGAGCAGGAUCUACAGGAAUGGCUGCUUAUAUGACAUUUACGUUGAUUAGUGUGGUAACAUUACUUUUCAGUCUUUGGUAAAUGUGCAGCUCUGUCUUGAUAUAAGCAUCUCUUUUCAGUCUGUUUGUUCCUCCGCACAAGCCUGGAAUAAGAGAUUAAACAUAGCAAUAUUUAUGGUAGCCUGAUCCUAGGUCUAGGUAUUGACAAAAUUGUUUGCUUGUGUAAUAUAUUUCGUAGGUUUUUUUUACACCUGUAUAAUUAAGCAAAAUCAUAUUUCUUUUUAGAAUAUUAUGUUACAGAUAUAAUAGCAGUAUGUUGAACUUGCUGAAUUCUGAACUACCAUUAAAAAAGAGAAACCUGAUUUAAUUUCUCAGCAUUUUUGUACUUGAAAAUCCUGUCUCCUUUCUGUUUACAGAAAAAUGCCCCCUAUAAGACUUAAAAACUAGAAUUUGUACAUCUCAUGAGUAAAUGGGUGAAAUUUUAAGUCUAAACUAUUUUCUGUGAAAAAUGAAGAUUAUACAACCCUGAAACAUUCUGCAAAUUUAUGUUAGUUUUGGUGAAUUGUUCAUGUCUAAAAACAAACAAAAGUCAAAAAAGUCAAUAAUUUCAUUUUCCCCUUUGCAAAACAAAACAUUUAGAUUUUUU